Molecule: messenger RNA, 228 nt
Organism: Dictyostelium purpureum
Lineage: Eukaryota; Evosea; Eumycetozoa; Dictyosteliales; Dictyosteliaceae
Exons: 1
Source: RefSeq, a predicted model, not a curated record
UGCUCUACAUGCCAUACCACCACACCAAUAUUUUUAAGAAAGGGCAAACAGUAUACAGAUAUUGUAUUUUUAAAAGUGGAUAUAGAUAAAAUAUCAGAGUUGGAUUUGUGUAAAGAAAUUACAGGUAUACCAACAUUUAAAUCAUAUAGAAAUAAAGUUAAAGUAGAUGAAUUUACGGGUGACAAUGAGGCACACUUGGAAAAAUUAAUUAUUGGGUUGGAUGGGUAG